Pogona vitticeps (central bearded dragon) is the source of this 2150-nucleotide messenger RNA. The record is from RefSeq and is a predicted model, not a curated record. Lineage: Eukaryota; Metazoa; Chordata; Lepidosauria; Squamata; Agamidae.
GGGGGGGAGGACGCGGUGUUUUCUGAAUGAGGCAACUUCCGAUCGUAGCUGUUAUCCAGGAGAGCGAAGCCUGCUGGGUCCGGGAUCAGCCUCCCGGCGUGGCUUAGUUUUGUUGCUCCAUGCCGCCGGCGAGCAGCCACGGUCCCGAGUCGACCGGCUGAGAAAGAAGAGCGACUCGCUCAGGGACAGCGUCCAAAGUCUGCCCCCUUUUCUUGCUGGGGGAGAUCUGGUUGAUAUCUGGGUGAAGCCUUCUCUCAAGGGGCCAGAUCCAGACGUCGCCUGCCUUCGCCAUGGGCAGUCACGAAGCCGACGGCGUGCCCUCCGGCGAGUUCCCAGACAAUGACAGACCACAGGUUGCUGCUGAAAACCCUGGGAGGCUCAGCAAAGAACAGAUAAACAUUUUGAUAGCAACAGCUUCUAUCAAUUUCAGUUCCAUGAUCUGCUAUUCAAUUCUGGGACCUUUCUUUCCGAAAGAGGCAGAAAAGAAAGGCGCUAGUAGUACAAUAGUUGGAUUCAUUUUUGGAUGCUUUGCCUUGUUCAACUUCUUGACAUCUUUGAUCAUGGGAAAGUAUCUUGUCCAGAUUGGAGCAAAGUUUAUGUUUGUUUCUGGAAUGUUUGUCUCAGGAUGUGCUACAAUUCUUUUUGGGAUGUUGGACAGAGCACCUGAUGGGCCCAUAUUCAUAGGGCUGUGUUUUUUGACCCGAGCAGUGGAUGCAAUUGGCUUUUCUGCAGCAAUAACAGCUUCAUUUUCUAUUCUUGCAAAGGCUUUCCCCAACAACAUAGCUACAGUUUUGGGCAGCCUUGAAAUAUUUACUGGACUGGGACUAGUACUGGGCCCACCUAUUGGUGGCUUUCUGUACCAGUCUUUUGGCUAUGAAGUCCCUUUCCUUGUACUUGGAUGUGCAGUGUUGAUCCUGGUGCCUCUAAACAUGUACCUCUUACCAAAAUAUGACUCAACUCCUGGCAAAGAUUCCUUUUUGAAACUGAUUGCCCUGCCCAAAGUUGUAUUCCUCUGUCUUUCCGUUAUUUCAUUAAGUGGAUGCUUAGGCUUUCUUGAUCCUACAUUGUCACUAUUUGUUUUGGAAAAGUUCAAAUUGCCCACUGGCUAUGUAGGGCUAGUGUUCUUGGGGUUAGCACUUUCCUACUCCCUGUCUUCACCGUUACUUGGAUUUUUAUCGGAUAAAGUACCACGUGUAAGGAAGUGGCUGUUGGUCUUUGGAGGCUUACUGACUUCAUUGUGUUAUUUUUUUCUUGGACCAGCUCCCGUCUUGCACAUUGAAAGCAAACUUUGGCUCUUCGUCCUGAUGCUGGUCCUGAUUGGUUUCUCCCUUGCUAUGACCGGUAUCCCAUUAUUCCCGGAGAUAAUCAGUUAUGCAUAUGAGAAUGGAUUUGAAGAAGGAUUAAGUUUGCUAGGCCUGGUUUCUGGACUGUUCAAUGCAAUGUGGUCAACUGGGUCAUUUGUAGGUCCAACACUUGGUGGAUUUCUGAAUGACAAGUUGGGUUUUGAAUGGGCUGCAGCCAUACAAGGCGGAUUCCCACUGUUAAGUGGACUAGCUGUUGGAACAUGGUAUCUCUAUGAAGCCUCACACAGAAGAAGAUCAAUACCUGAAAACCUUCCAAGUACAGACCAAGAAAGAGCAUAUCUUUUAUCAAGUGAAACGUAGCCUGAAAGCUUUGCCUUAGAUGAAAUGUACUUUCAGGAGGUUAAAUUUAGGAGCAUAACGCACAAACAAGGUGCCACAGAUAACUUGGACAUCUUUGUCAUAACACCCUGUUAUGAAUUUUUGGAUUCCUGAGACCUGUGAUGUACCACUCCGUUGUUAGAGAAAGAAUGCCUUUUAAAGAAACAUGUCUGUGGUAAAACCAUUAGAGCUGUUUAUGUCUGAGUGUCAGAGGGCUGGUGGACACAAGAAAUAUUUUGCACAACAUGAAGCAACAUAUUGCACAAAGUGGUAUGUUCUGUAAUAUUCUACUUUUGUACCUUAAUGUCACUGAUUGUCAGCAUGAUUUAAACCUUUGGAUUAGAUUUCUUUAGAAGUGCAUUUUGUUAAUAUUUUUCAAAGAAUAUUAUGCUGAAGUAUUUAAGGAAUAUUAUGACCUAAAACUAAUUUAAAGUCACAAGUAAUAAAUACUAUCGUUCAUUAAAAAAA